AUGGAUGAGCUUAAACUUGCAGAUAUUUUUCCAGUUUUAGAUGACGAAGCUCUUAGUUCUCUGAAUAUCGAUCAGCCCUGGUAUGCGGAUAUAUUUAAUGAUAUAUCUGCAGAAGAUAUUGACGAUGCCCUUCUAACGGACAUUACGUCUAAACCAGUGACCAAGACCGAGCCCAUCGAUGUUGACAUAUUUGGUUUUGGCAAUGAUCUCAUUGUUGGUGAUGAGGUUGAGGUUAAUAAUUCUGAAGAACAUUUCAAUCCAUCCGACAAUCCCCCAAGAGCCGAAUUAUUCCUUGACCAAGACGACUAUACCCAUACUCUCUCCACUGAUGCUUCCCCAGAGACAAUCCAUCUAACACCGGAAGUAGAGAGCAGUUGUUCAACUCCAUCUAAUAACGAUUCUUGCAGAGGCUCACCUCAACUUAACUCAAAUGGUAAAAAUCGACAACUCAAGAGGUGUAAGUUCGAGGAUAUUCUUCUUGAGGAGGUGCCAAUUGUUAAGAAGAGGACUUACGACUUUUCUCCUCCUAUUGUUCCCUGUGAACCGAACCCCAAUGCCUUUAAUCGAGUUCAUUACGUCUUUCAGAAGGGACAAACUCUUAUUCUCCAAACGGAAAAGCCCAGUAGCCGUCAAACUAUCAAUGCACAAACACGCAUUAAACCUCUAAGCUCGCAUUCAACUUCAAAUCAAUCAAUUUAUCGUGUGGAUAAUAAUGAAUAUAUCCCUAUCAAACCCCUGACUACUCAUCCAAUGCAAACUGGUGGUUUUAAAACAACUCCCUCAGGUUCUCAAACAGGUUCAGAUACUGACGUCGGAGCGGAGUCGCCCGUGGAAGCCAUUGAACCUCGCACUCGACUCUCUGUUUUCAGCACGCGGAAUGGUCAUUCGACGGGAAUUCUUGUGCUAACGGAGGAGGAGAAACGAACACUACUUGCAGAAGGCUAUAGCAUUCCAACUAGACUUCCCCUUUCCAAGCAAGACGAACGCAAUCUCAAGAAGAUUCGUCGAAAGAUCAAGAAUAAGAUAAGUGCGCAAGAAAGUCGUCGAAAGAAGAAGGAGUAUGUGGAAACUCUGGAAAAGAAAGUGGAAAAUUACGCACAAGAGAAUGCCAGACUGAAGGGUCAAGUUGAAAAUCUGGAGAUGCACAACCGCACAAUCUUGGGUCAGUUGCGUCAGCUUCGUCACCUUGUUGACAAGACAGCCUCAAAUGUAGCAUCUUCGCCGGCCAUCGCAACUUCCUCGCCUUCAAGGCAUUCCACACAUGGAAAUUCAAAGAAGACUUCAAAUAACACAUCAAAUUCUAACUCAAAUGUCACCGCCACAAAUUCAUCCGCUUAUCUCACGGUCUUCCUCGUCUGUUUUGUUGCUCUUUUUGCGGGACAACCAGAUCAUUCUUCCUCCUCUUCCAACUCGAACUCACAACUUAUAGCGUCGUCUUCUCCCAAGGGUCAUAUUGUUGGUGAUCUCUCUACUUUUGGUUCUUUACAUCAGAUUGGUUACACGUGGUCAGCGACAACUCAGAAAAUGAAACCGAAGCUGGAUGGUGAUUAUGCUAGAUGCCCUAAUGUGAGUUAUAUGCGGGAUCUGCCUACUGCCACUGCAUCGAUCUACAAAAUGCAUGAAUGGGUUCGUAACGCUGCUUAUUUGAAAGGCGAGCGGACAUCUCAAUCACCCGAAAGAACCGCAAUUGAAAAACCAGUUAGCCAUUCGCGAAUACUUGGUUCAGCGAAGGAAUACGAUGAGUGUGAACCAAUGACAUGGUGGGAGUACAUCUUCGGUCAAUCUGGAGCCGAAUGUCGUGAUGACAAAGAAUUAAAAGCGUUUGAACUUGAGGCAGAAUUUUUCUCUGUUGCUACACCACCUACUAAUCAAACCGUGACAAAUGGCACUGAUUCGCACACUUCAUUCGGUAUUCCAUUGUCCAAUCAGAAUUCUCUCCUUAGAUUAGCCAAUAACAUUGUUGUAUCAGCUUGA
This is a messenger RNA of Rodentolepis nana, 1974 nucleotides long. NCBI's taxonomy places the organism in Eukaryota, Metazoa, Platyhelminthes, Cestoda, Cyclophyllidea, Hymenolepididae. The record is from the annotation of a GenBank genome assembly.